Messenger RNA from Macrosiphum euphorbiae (potato aphid), 294 nucleotides. NCBI's taxonomy places the organism in Eukaryota, Metazoa, Arthropoda, Insecta, Hemiptera, Aphididae. The record is from the annotation of a GenBank genome assembly.
AUGGAAUAUUUGAGACAACAUUUCAAUAUUACCGAAAAAGAAUUGAAUCAAUUUUUAGGUACAGAAAUUGUGCAAAAAUCUGAUGGAUCAAUUGUAAUGCACCAAGGGUUGUAUUGUAAAAGAAUAUUGGAGAAGUUCAAUAUGACUGAAGCAAAUCCAGUUCAAAUACCAGCAGAACCUCAACAUUCAUUAGAUGACAAGCAACAAAACACCAAUCUAACUAUACUCUGUCCAGCGAGAGAACGUGCCGCGCACCGACCAAAACUGGUUCCCCCACACAACACUCUGCCAUAG